GUCAGCUGGAUGGACGGCGAGAGUUUCCCUCACGGUGUGAAGAUUAAUGGAAGGGCUCUGUUGAUUUUAGGUGCUGGCUGUUAGACGGUCGGUCUAGGGGGAACCGUCGUGCUUGGCCUGGCUUCGGAGAGAUUGUGGAUGAUAUAGGAAAAGGAAUCAUCUGGACAACAUAUUUAUUAGCCAUAUCUACACAGAAAAGGCGGCCUGCCUAUAUCAAGCGUCUUGUUUGUUAAGGCCACUGAGUAACGACUGCGAGGGACACUAACAGCUAGCUCGGUUACACAUACUGAAAAAAGGAGCGUUGAAAGCGGCUUUUUCUUUUCCCGGACUGUCUUUGGACGUAUUGAACCUUCAUUUGCAGAUAUUGUACAAUAGAGCGAUUUUCUGGAUCGCCUGUGGUGGACUGGUGUUUGACAGGCUACCCAGCUAACACCCACUAGCCUAGCCUAGCAUAGCACAGCAUAGCCUGCUAGUUUAGCCAUUUGUAGCCUCCGACUUGAGGCUUUGGGAGUUCUGCAAAACUGACCGACAACAGGGGAAUAUAAUUCGACGUCUUUCAACAAGAAUGAUAACGACAAGCUAGAGGACCACCGAUAGCUUCAUCGAGCCCGGAGAAGGCAAUUCAAUCGCAGUCAACCACUUCUACGGGAGUAUAAAAAAACAAGUCGCUCCCAACAACAGGACUCUUGACAGGGCUGCCAUCAUGGGCAACACGCCCACCGCAAAGAAAGGCAAUGAGAUGGAGAGUGUGAAGGAGUUUCUUGCCAAAGCCAAAGAAGAUUUUCUUAAGAAAUGGGAGAAUCCAGCACAGCAAACCGCAGCUUUGGACCACUUUGACCGUAUAAAGACUUUAGGCACCGGUUCCUUUGGCAGAGUCAUGCUGGUUAAGCACAAAGAGUCAGGCCUGCACUUUGCAAUGAAAAUACUUGACAAACAAAAGGUGGUGAAGCUGAAGCAGAUUGAGCACACACUGAAUGAGAAACGUAUCCUGCAGGCAGUUAACUUUCCUUUCCUUGUGCGACUGGAGCAUUCUUUUAAGGACAACAGUAAUCUCUAUAUGAUAAUGGAGUACGUUCCCGGAGGUGAAAUGUUCUCACAUUUGAGGAGAAUCGGUAGAUUCAGUGAACCACACGCCCGCUUCUAUGCAGCACAGAUUGUACUGACCUUUGAGUACCUUCACUCGCUGGACCUCAUCUACAGAGAUCUGAAGCCAGAGAACCUGCUCAUCGACCAGCAGGGUUACAUCCAGGUUACAGAUUUUGGCUUUGCGAAAAGAGUGAAAGGUCGAACCUGGACCCUGUGCGGAACCCCCGAGUACCUGGCACCAGAGAUCAUCUUAAGUAAAGGCUACAAUAAAGCUGUAGACUGGUGGGCUCUGGGGGUGCUCAUAUACGAGAUGGCUGCUGGGUAUCCCCCCUUCUUUGCAGACCAACCCAUCCAAAUUUAUGAGAAGAUUGUAUCAGGAAAGGUCCGUUUUCCCUCCCACUUCAGCUCGGACCUGAAGGACUUGUUGAGAAACCUGCUGCAGGUGGACCUCACCAAGCGCUUCGGCAACCUCAGGAAUGGCGUCAACGACAUCAAGGGCCACAGGUGGUUCACCACCACCGACUGGAUCGCCAUCUAUCAGAGGAAGGUUGAAGCCCCCUUCAUCCCCAAGUGCAAAGGCCCCGGCGACACCAGCAACUUUGAUGACUACGACGAGGAGGAGAUCCGAGUGUCCAUCGCUGAGAAGUGCGCCAAGGAGUUCGCCGAGUUCUAAGUUCCAUUGCAGAUUUAGAUUGGGGGAGGGGCAGUUUGGGGGGAGGGUGUCGAUUGGACUGCUUAUUUGUGUUACAUGCCUCCCCCCCUCCACCCGCCGCCGCCCCGCAGCAACAUCCCCGCCUCCUGACGGGAGAGGCGCGGUCAAGCAGCGAGGAAAGAUCCAACAGAACCAGCAGUGUUGCCUUCUUAUGUUUUUUGUUUCUCAGCUGUUACCUGUUCACCCCUUCAUCCCCACUCGCCAACCGCGUCAAAGGUCCUUCAGCUAAACUCGUAUCUCGGUGGUCGUCGCACGUCGGCGAGGCAGCCAUGUCGUUAAGGUACCCUUUUUGGAUUGUUGUGUCUUGUUGAUGACCUCUCAGCGCCUCUCCCAUCCCGAGCAAUACCGAGUCCAACAGAUGUGCCUAUCGCCGUGCCAACCGGCGCUGAGCUUUAGUCGCUACAUGUGAAAAAGAUUUAUCAUAUUUGCAAUUUUUGGGGGGCAGGGGGGUUGCAUCUAAUGUCCCCGCCUCAGCUAACUGGUGAUCAUUUUGUCCUUUUUUUGUGUUAUUUAGUGUUGGGUUAAAAGAGAGUGCAUAGCCACACUUGUGAGUCUUAUUUAAUACAUGUAAUACACUUUACACAGGUGCAUCUCAACAAACUGCAAUAUAGAAAAAGCUAUUUGAUUCCAUGAUUUCAAAUCAAACUAAGGUUUUUGCAGUUAUUUAGCUGAUUAGAGCGCCAAUCAGUAGUUUUCGCAAUUUUUCAAAUUUUAUUAGAUGCUGAAUUUGGGGUCUUCAUUAACUCUAGACUAUAAUCAUCAAAAUUAUUAAAUUAAGAAAUACAUUCUUGAAAUAUUUAAUUUCAUGCGUAGUAAGUUAUAGAAAUGAGCUCCUGAACUAAACAGAUGUACUAAUUUAUUGAGAUGCACCUGUGUACACAUGAGAGAAAAUGAAGAAUCCAUCCAUUCGUAGUCAUCAUGGUUUGGCAUCGCUGGGAGUUUAGAAGUGAAGUUAAGUUCUGCCCAGUUUGCAAACGUCAUCACAAAGUUUUGUAUAUACUGCGUCAUUUGUGUGCAACCUGGGGCCCAUGGGCCAUAUACAGUAUAGCACACAAGAGAACAUUUAGUCCGGCCUGCCAUGCAAUUCUAAUUCCUUUUCCCCCUCGUGUAUGUGUAUGGUUGCGCCCUCUGAUUUAAUUUAGAGGUGUCGAGUUAAAAAUCUCCCUAUUUAUUUUCAUUUUGGUUGCAAGACAAUCACAGACCAAUGCUGAUCUCUGGUUUGUGGACUCGAUUCUGUAUUUACACUUUUUUUCUUGAAGGUCGUACACUUGCGCCUGACUUCCUCCCUCCCGUCCCCCGUCACACUCUUACACCCCCUCCCCACAUGAGGCCCGAGGUGCUAGACUUGGUGCCCGAGUGUUUUUGAUGUGACGCUCCCAUUUUUUUUCUUUAAAAAAAACAAAAAAAUGUGAUUCAUGUCAGUGCAGGCUCCAGUUAAUUAAUUUAAAUGUAAACGCUGAAUUACUUUUUUUUUUUCCUUUCUUUUUUUUUGAUGUCUUGACGUGGCCGUUGAAUGUGUUCUUUUUUCUUAACCCGGUGAUCUUAUACCAAACGGCAAGCUAAUUCCCACACUCUGACCUGUCAUCAUUCUGCAACAGUUUGUGCCCUUUGACCUUUUCAUUGAGUCAAAGCAUCGCAUUAAAGAAUGGAUCUCCAACACAUGCAUUGUGUUGACUAGAGCACAUGUAACGUGGUUCCAUAGCAGUGCUUUUAUUUUUGCGUCCUACAUGCCUCUUUGUCAUUUAGCUUAAUUUGUUUUAUUAUAUAUAAAUUAUAUAUAUCAGAAACUAAAAUAAGUGAUCACGGUAUAGUUUUUCUCCUGUCUUUGCCUUCUUCUAACAUCGCAACAUUCAAACAUAACACUUUUUACAUCCGAGACGUUUUAGGUUCAUAUUUUCUAAUUGUAUUUUCAAAAAAAACAAAAAACAAUUCAAAGAUUAAAAAAAAAAAAAAACAAUAAAAAAAG
Messenger RNA from Dunckerocampus dactyliophorus (ringed pipefish), 3764 nucleotides. It is a transcript of the gene prkacaa, whose product is annotated as protein kinase, cAMP-dependent, catalytic, alpha, genome duplicate a. Gene Ontology annotation, biological process: peptidyl-serine phosphorylation. The coding region runs from base 704 to 1759 and encodes 351 amino acids. The transcript has 10 exons. The record is from RefSeq and is a predicted model, not a curated record. Gene Ontology annotation, cellular component: cAMP-dependent protein kinase complex; nucleus. Lineage: Eukaryota; Metazoa; Chordata; Actinopteri; Syngnathiformes; Syngnathidae. Gene Ontology annotation, molecular function: cAMP-dependent protein kinase activity; ATP binding; protein kinase A regulatory subunit binding.